This is a messenger RNA of Myripristis murdjan (pinecone soldierfish), 2870 nucleotides long. RefSeq names its product protein sprouty homolog 3. Gene Ontology annotation, cellular component: membrane; cytosol. The record is from RefSeq and is a predicted model, not a curated record. The transcript is spliced from 2 exons. NCBI's taxonomy places the organism in Eukaryota, Metazoa, Chordata, Actinopteri, Holocentriformes, Holocentridae. Gene Ontology annotation, biological process: multicellular organism development; animal organ development; negative regulation of fibroblast growth factor receptor signaling pathway. The coding region runs from base 450 to 1370 and encodes 306 amino acids.
UGUAACACAGCCCACUUUAGACGGAUACUAAGCAAAUAUCAUAGACAAGUAAAGCCCUGCAAGAAAAUUAAAGGGGUAUUACAAAGGGUUUUACACUAAGAGAACUGUAAAGUUAGUGUUGAGGACCGCAGACAUACUGUUUGGUCGCAUAAGAAUACUACAGGAAUAUUAUAGAGAUCCAGAAAAGGAAACUUGACGGUCCCUAUAAAGUUUCUAUUGAAUACCACAGACUCACAAUAAGUCCCAUCAGGAUUAUUCUAGGGCGAGUAGAGUGACUUAAGGGGCGCACACUCACACGCACUCACGCAGGACGCCCCAGCACGCCGCAGGAUGGAUCUCCCUCCAGUCCGAGGUUUAUCUGAUGUGCCGUGAGAGUUGGGAGCAUCCUGCCCCAGCCCCGGCCCCGGCCCGGCCCCGAGCCCUGGUGUCCCCCUCCCCGGCUCACCAGGAUGGACCCUGCCCAUUCCUUCAGGAUGGAGCUGGAUGGGCUGGACCUUCAGCAGGUCCCUGUGCUGUCCCUUGACCAGAUCCGUGCCAUCCGGGCCAACAACGAUUAUUUGGACCGGCCUGUGGCACUGGAGCCAGCCUCCCAGUCUGGAUUUUUCUUUGCCCAUGAUGAGCGCUACCCUCAUGGAGGAUACCCCCAUCAACCCCAGCCUGCCUUCCACUCAGUGCUGCCCCGAAGCCAAAGUCAGCACCAACACACCCACCUAGCUCACCUGAGUCGCUCUAGCACCAUCAGCUCUUCUAUGUCUCGGACCAGUGCCGCCUCAGACCAGCGGCUGCUGGCAGGCCUGACUCCCUCCCACUCCAGCCUUGGCUCGGUGGUACGUGCCCAGCCCAAAGGAGAACUGAAGCCAGAGGCUUCAUUGGGUAAAGGCCUGGCAGAGGAUGAGACCGAGCUGGGCCUGCAUCUUUUCAUCUGCGAGCGAUGCGGCCGCUGUAAAUGUCAGGAGUGCUGCACCCCGCGCCGCCUGCCCUCCUGUUGGGCCUGUGGCCAGCGUUGCCUCUGCUCCGCUGAGAGCGCUGUGGAGUAUGGCACCUGCCUAUGCUGUGUCAAAGGCCUCUUCUACCACUGCUCUGCCCAGGACGACGAGGACAACUGCGCUGACCGGCCUUGCUCCUGCGCCCCGGCCCACGCCUGCGCCCGCUGGGGCACCAUGGGGCUGCUGGCACUUUGCCUGCCCUGCCUCUGCUGCUAUCCCCCUGCCAGGCUGUGCCUUGCCCUGUGCCAGUGUGCCCACGACCGUGCCACGCGCCCUGGCUGCAGAUGCAGUAACACCAACACAGUGUGCCGCAAGAUCUCCGCCUCCAACCCCAACCCUGGCCAUCCACCGCUGCGGAGCAAGGCACUUGAGAAGCCAUUAUGACAGGCAGGGACUGGAGCCAAUUAAACCUGUUUCUCUCAGCCAAUCAACAGUGCCAUGACAGCGGAUGUCAUGGCAACAAUGCCAUGCCUAUUGUGACCCACCUACCUAUGUACAACCACCCAACCCGCCAAACCAAACUGUGAGCUGUGGUUCAUAAUGUACCUAGUAUUUACUUCUCCAGCUCAGGAGGGACCAAAGCUUUACUGUGCCUGUUCACUUUGGAGAUUUUCUACCUAAAAACAAAAAGAAACACUAAAGCCCUGAAGACAAUAAUGAGCCUUGCUGGACUGCCUGCCAACCUUAACCAAGACUUCCAGACAGACAGGCAGACAGAUAGACAGACAGGUGAACAGACAGGCAGACAGAGACAUGGAUGAAGAGGCAGACAGACAGACAGACAGAUCACUUAGCCACUGGUGGUGUAAUUUGGACAUGUUGAAAUCUAUUUAUUUAUUUAUUGUUGAACCUCCCUCCUCCCCACCCUCAGCGAGGCAUAGAGCAGAGAUGGGCAGCGGAGGGCAGCGGGCCGCUACAAGUCAGGAAGGAAAGAAGCCAGAGGCAGUAUGUAAGGAAGAGUGAGAGACAUGUAGACUGAGAACUUAAACCACAAUGCGAUUUGGACAACUCCAAAAAGGCAGAAGAUAAAGGAGGGGUCAACCAAUGUCGCGCCAUGGUGGAUAUUCAACUGGGGCUUCAGACAAAGCACCCUGGCCUAAAGUCAGAACAAAGACACCUCUAACAAAUGUUUGACACCAAAAAAAAAAAAAAAAAAAAAAAAAAAAAACAGGGACCAUGUACUGUGUGAACUGGCCAAAUCUCGAUGCUAUUAAGCUCAUUUGUAAAAGAAAAGCACUGUGAGGUAGAUUGGCAAUGUGUUCCCCUGUAACCCAAGAGCUGAAUGAGGGAUUAUUUAACCUGGGGGGAGGGUGCAUCCAUUGUGACCAGGCAGCAUGUGUGUGUGUGUGUGUGUGUGUGUGUGUGUGUGUGUGAAUGUGUGAGUGUGUGUGUUCUCCUACUGUAUACGAACCUGUGUAAGGUCUGUGUGUAUGUUGUUUUGUCAGCAGAAGAAGCCUCCCUCGUUUUAUUUUUAGCAGCAUUGCUUCAGUGGAGAUGUGGCGGCCUGGUCGGGUUUCCUCCUGAAGUCAGUCUGUCGCCAACCCACCCCUCCCCUCCAACCGACCCCCGCUCCAUCCCUCUCUCCAUCUCCUGCAUCCCUCUUCAUCCCCUCAUCCCACCACCUAAUGCUCUUUUCUCUUAGCUGCACACUUCCCUGUCUCUCUUACACUAAGGCGUUUUGUUGGCGUCCGGAUCCAGAGCGGCUUACACUGAGUAAAACAGAAUAAAAAUUUUCAGUUGAUAAGAUCCCCAACAUUAAAACUUUGGGGUUUUGUCCCAUGUCUCAAGUAACCAUGCCUGGCACUAGAUCUAGCAUGUUUAAAUGGGUAAAUAAUGACUAAUGUAUAGACCAAAAAAAAAAAAAAAAAGAAAAUAGUCUGAUAA